AUGUAUAUCAAACAGCACCACUACCUACACUACCUCUCUCCGUUCUACUGGCUGGAGCAAGCGUUCAACCUCUACUACAUCCUCAUACAGUAUGCUAUCAUUUUGAUGUUCAAGCCGCGUCCCCCUCCUGGCCCAGAAUACCCCAAGAACCCCAAGGGGCGAAUAGCCAUCAUCGGCGCGGGGCUCACCGGCAUCUCGAGCGCCACGCAUGCCAUCGCCCAUGGGUUCGAAGUGGUGAUUUACGAGCAGGACGACAAGAUUGGGGGCAUCUGGGCCCACGUCAACAAGACGUCCGGGUUGCAGCUCAACUCGAUGCUGUACCGCUUCUUCCCGGGCGUGCUCUGGACGCGCCCCUUCCCGCACCGCGAUGAGAUACUCUCUGAGAUCGCGCGCGUGUGGAAGGAGUACCACCUCGAGCCGCGCACGCGCUUCAACACGCCCGUCACGUCCGUCGAGCGCGUCAAGGGCUCCGGCGCGGACGUCAAGACGGACCCGGAGCGCUCGCGGUCCAGGUGGAUCGUCAACGGCGGCGCGGACGGCGAGUUCGACGCGGUGGUGUGCACCGUCGGGACGUGCGGGAAGCCGCUGCGGAUCGAGAUCCCGGGGACCCCAUAUUUGAACCAGAACACGAACGGCGCGGACGCAUCGGACGACGAGAAGAAGGAGGGCGACGAAGACGAGGAUGUGUUCGAGGGCGCCGUCGUGCACUCGUCCGAGCUCGACGACGCGGACCUCGACGGGAAGCGGCUCAUCGUCAUCGGGAGCGGGGCGAGCGGCGUCGAGGCGGUGGAGACCGCGCUGGCGAAGGGCGCGACGGGGUGCGUGAUGCUCGCGCGCGACGACAAGUGGAUCAUCCCGCGAAACAUCGUGAUCGACACGCUCAUCUCGGCGCAGCCGUUCGGCCGCGAGAUGCCGCUGUCCUUCCUGUGGGAGCGGUUCAUCGCGUGCUGGAACUACCGCGGGGCGCCCGAGCUCGUGCCGGCGAGGCUCGGCCUAUUCGAGAGCACGCCGGUGGUCAACGACGAGUUUAUCGGGCAUGUCAAGGCCGGGCGAUGCGAGUACGUCCGGUGCGACAUCGAGCGUUUGACGCGCAGCGGUGUGCGAGUCAAGGUGCGCGGGCGAGAAGACAAGCCAGGUGAAGGGAAGGAGGCUCGAGAGAUUCAAGGAGACGUCGUUGUUUUCGCGACUGGGUUCAAGAAGCCGGAGGUCAACUUCUUCAAGGACGACCUCUUCCCCGAGAGCUACGACCGGCCGAACCUGUAUCUGAAAAACUUUUCGACGGAGGACUGGUCGGUGCUGAUGACGAACUCGGCGUACAUGAACGCGAUAGGUACCGUUGGGCACUUCCACAUUGGUAUCUACAUGCGCAUCCUCCUCACCUUCCUGAUGGACCCUGGCGCUCGGCCCACGGGCAAGGACAUGAAGCUCUGGGUCGACGUUAUCCGGUACAUCAAGAGAGGCGCACGCGGCGGCGCCCUUGGGUUCUUCACGUACAUGGAACUCACGAUAUGGCUUCUCAUGUUCCACCUGUUCCGUCUGGACAGGUUGAAGUGGCUGUUCUUCAUCAUGCAGGGGUGGAGGGUGUACCCGGAGGAGUAUGAUCGAGGGGGUGCGAGGAAGCUGUAG
Epithele typhae is the source of this 1626-nucleotide messenger RNA. Its product is annotated as FAD/NAD-P-binding domain-containing protein. Gene Ontology annotation, molecular function: oxidoreductase activity. The record is from RefSeq and is a predicted model, not a curated record. The coding region runs from base 1 to 1626 and encodes 541 amino acids. The transcript is spliced from 10 exons. NCBI's taxonomy places the organism in Eukaryota, Fungi, Basidiomycota, Agaricomycetes, Polyporales, Epitheliaceae.